Messenger RNA from Olea europaea var. sylvestris, 672 nucleotides. RefSeq names its product LRR receptor-like serine/threonine-protein kinase ERECTA. Gene Ontology annotation, molecular function: protein binding. Lineage: Eukaryota; Viridiplantae; Streptophyta; Magnoliopsida; Lamiales; Oleaceae. The transcript has 5 exons. The record is from RefSeq and is a predicted model, not a curated record. Bases 1 to 672 code for a protein of 223 amino acids.
AUGGUUAACAAAGUCAAAACACCAGCUCUGACUAAGAUAAUAACAAUUCAAGACAAAACCUUAGCAAUCAAAACAUAUCUAAGAUUAGGAAAGCACGAAAUAACACGGAGUUGGUGUCAACUUAAAAACCUUGAGAAGUUGGAUCUGAGUAAAAAUAAGUACAAAGGAUUACUUCCUUCAUGUCUAGGAAACAUGACAUCCCUUCGAUUUAUUGAUCUUUCUUACAAUAGAUUUGUUGGAAAUAUUGCAUUUUCUCCACUUCCCAAACUCAAAUCGCUUGAAUAUCUCUUGGAUGUUUUAAUGGCUAUUAGUGGACCUCUCAAGUUGCCAUCAAGUGCCAAACUGGAUAUGGGACUGUUAGAUAUUUCUAAUAACGAUAUGAGGGGAGAGGUUCCAACUAAUAUAAGUGCAGUCUUUCCAAAUUUGAUUGUUUUAAACAUGUCUAGAAAUGUGUUUGAUGGUUGUGUACCUUCUAGUUUUGACGACUUGAAAUCUUUAGAAUUUCUAGACCUAUCCAACAAUAACUUGUCGGGCCAAGUACCAGAGGAAUUAGGUGCAGGCAGCUCCUCAUUACUUCCCAUUUCAAUGGGUAAAAUGACUACAGUGAGGCAAGUUGCUAUGUCUAAAAACCAUCUUGGGGGGUCCAAUACCACUGGAAUUUUGCAACCUUGA